AUGAGAAUCAGUUGCUAUUACGCACUGAUCGGAGUUGCGCACUUGGCAACAGACGAGAAUAUCCUGGCAGCCAUCGAGCUGGCCAUGGACGAGGUAAGGAACGGUGCGAUGAGAUUCAAGGAUCUCCGCAGGGCCUUGCACGUGUUGACGGACGAGCGGCGUCGGGAUGCCCACGACGAACGGCACGCUCACGGAUGCACACUGUGCGGAUAUGAGCCUACCGAUUCGGAGAUCAGGAAGUACCUCGGGCCUCCCGCCGUCGCGCCCCGAGCAUCGUGGGCCCAACUGUCGUGCGAGUCCCCGCUCGACGGCCGAUGCUCCUCCGCACCCAGCCUCUCCGAGCAGCCCGUAGACCUCAUCCUGCCGGUUGACGUCUACGAGUCGUGCCCGCUUCGUUCUCUGCUUGCCGGGCGAAAGAGGAAAGCUGGCACCUUUCCUCUGCCGCUCGAGCAAGCAGUAGAUAUGAGGCGGUACGCGGCGGUACGCGGCGGCGAAGAGGUUGGUGAUUCUGGCGGAGGGCGGAACCACGAUAGAUGCGAUCUGCGGACGCAUGGGGUGGACUGUCAGCACGUGAUGGGAUGGGGCCGGGCCUCGGGCUGA
Tricharina praecox is the source of this 600-nucleotide messenger RNA. RefSeq lists its product as uncharacterized. The transcript is spliced from 3 exons. The record is from RefSeq and is a predicted model, not a curated record. Lineage: Eukaryota; Fungi; Ascomycota; Pezizomycetes; Pezizales; Pyronemataceae. The coding region runs from base 1 to 600 and encodes 199 amino acids.